AUGGCCAAACCGGGAGAAAAAGCUUUGCAGGCUAUCAAGGAACAGAACAAGACUGUAUCUGUGUUCAAAGUACCUGCAGCCCCGAAAGCUAAAUCUAAGGAUACGAUCAUUCUCACGGAAGAGAAAUAUCUACAGGAAAUGGGUAAGAUCAUCCAGCGCGAUUUCUUCCCCGACUUACAGAAGCUAAAUGCACAGAAUGAAUACCUUGACGCGCUGGCGAAUAAUGAUGUGUGCAAGUUGAGAAAGAUUUUUUCCAAAUAUAGCUCCAAAAUGCCAAACUCGUCAUCGCGGAUCGUUAGUCCUGCGACGUUUGAAACACCCAUCCCGGAUGCUACUCCGGCCAGCGAAGCGCCCGCGUCGAUACGGUCAACGUCGAGCGUCGGUUCGAACAAAUCCACCAAAUCGCUUGGCGAUAAACAUUCGCUCGAUAGCUUUCUGCAAACGUACACGAGCGAAGACAACGACAGCUUUCAGGAGAUCAUCGAAACAGCCGACCGGAAGCUGCGUCAAAAGUUUGCCGUUCUUUACCAAGCCGAGGGCACUUCCGCUAUCGAGAUGGGCGAGUGUUUGACACUGCCGAGCAUCGAGCAGCAGUUCGACCAGCGGGAACGACCAAAGCAGCUAGACAUGUGGCGGUACACAAACAAAAACUAUAUCAUGUACACGCCCGACGGCGUGGAACUGACCAAGGAGGAACAGCUGGAGAUGGCUAAGCGGAAGCAGGAAAUCAACCACAGCAGUACUCGCCUGCAUCGGAACCCAUUCAACGAGCAAGACAGCCGGCAAGCGAUCGUGGAAGCAGCUAAAACGCAGGCCAAACAUUUACCGGAGAAAAUUGGUAUCGACGGCCGGGUCGUGGACACGUCAGCAGAUGGUACACCGCAGGUGCGUGGUUUCGGCUUUGUGAAGAGUCCAUCACCCUGCCCCGGCGUCACCGAUAGCCCAUUGUUUACGUGGGGUGAAAUCGAGGGAACCCCGUUCCGGCUGGACGGUGGAGACACACCGUUGCAUCCGUCGACCGGUGGGCCAUCGUUUCGCAUCGUGGAGACGUCUAAACGCGAGAACCUGGCAUUGCAGUUGGCUGAAAAGGCUGCGGAAAAGUCCCGUGAAAAGAAAGCGAAGGCGAUCGAGGCGGCCCGGCGAAACAUCGCUUCACCGUCGGUGCGCAGCUCCUUCGAUCGGUUGGCCAGCAUGUCACCGGCAGCGCGACGGUUGGCUACCAACAAGCUCGGAUUUCUCAGCACGCCCAGUCCACUAGCAUCUCCGGCGGGUUCGUCCGGCUUGAAAACUCCAAUCUUGAGACCAUCAAUAAGCAGCCGAGGCAGCAGUAAGUCCAGCGGCCGUCAUGCCAGCAAAACUCGGACUGUCACACCAUCCCCGGGUGGAAUCGUGCGAAGAAAAACGCCCCUUCUCGUCGGUGCGAACGUCAGUGCAGCGAAGGAUGGGUCUACGGAUCUGACGGACGAUUUACUGGACAUUCCUACUGGCGGCAAGCGACCGAAAGCGGCUGAUUUCUUUUGA
Messenger RNA from Anopheles nili, 1521 nucleotides. RefSeq names its product splicing factor ESS-2 homolog (gene Es2). Lineage: Eukaryota; Metazoa; Arthropoda; Insecta; Diptera; Culicidae. The transcript is spliced from 3 exons. The record is from RefSeq and is a predicted model, not a curated record. The coding region runs from base 1 to 1521 and encodes 506 amino acids. Gene Ontology annotation, cellular component: catalytic step 2 spliceosome.